Molecule: messenger RNA, 1179 nt
Organism: Perca fluviatilis (European perch)
Lineage: Eukaryota; Metazoa; Chordata; Actinopteri; Perciformes; Percidae
Gene: kgd4
Product: mitochondrial ribosomal protein S36
Biological process (GO): 2-oxoglutarate metabolic process
Source: RefSeq, a predicted model, not a curated record
CUUGACCUUGUUAUCCCUUUUUUUUUUUUUCUAAGGCGGAGUGAAAUUAUGAUAUUUGUCUUUGCCCUAGCACACUAGUCUUGUAUUGACGUUUUAAGGAGGCUAACGUUGCAUAGCCUACCGGAAUGAUAGGGCUGCAGUAUGGCCUGAGGAUCUGACCUCGCAGGACGAUCACUGGGUCAACACAUCUCUCAUCUGUUGUGUCCAUUAUCCCAAGAAAGGUAAAGACAAAACUAGAGCUGCUACAAGGAGCUUCUUUAUACCGGAAGUGAUCCUGUGAGGUCGUCAUGGGAAGCAAAGUCAGCUCCAAAAUGGCAGCGCCCGCCGCCCGAGUUAUCCAGGCUGUUCGGCCUCACGCUCCUCUGAUCAAGUUCCCCAAAAGACAAGACGUCGCAAGGCCCAAUGUCCAAGAGGCAUUGAAAACGUUAGCAGUUAACGCCUCACCACACAACGCUCCAGCGCCUCCUUUAUCAAGACCUCAUGUACCGUUGACCCCCAUUUCUGGCACGCCAGACACCCUGGCCUCUAUUCAGCUACUACCUGCAAGGUACCGCAGGAGACCGAUGGCGGUGGAUGAAAUGGACUACAUCCAGCGUGGUGGACCAGAGUGACAUGAAGUAACUCAACCACUGCAACCAGAGUCCUUAUCUGUUGGAGAUCAGUAUGUGUCUUUAACUCUGUUCCUCAGCACAAGAGAACCUAUUGCCACAUGAGACAUGAUGUAGAAUAAAGUAUUGCAUAAAGCCUGUUAAAAUGUACAUAUGUUUAUUUUUUUAGAUAGAAUUGUAUUAAGUUCAUACUAAAUGGAUAUCUUCAGCAAAGCUAUAACGAGAGUCUAGGGUUUCCUUAUUUACGAUUUCUUAUAAGUUUGUUUUUGUUAAACCUUGGUUUCAACAUUAUACCAACAUAAGAUUUUUAAUUUAGUCGUAUUUUUUUAGCUUCACUUGCAAUACCACCACAUCUAAAUCAAAGCAUGAGGCUCUGUUUCAUAGAAGAAAAUGGUAAAGUUCCUUUGCUUUUCAUGCCUUUCACUGCAAUACACUAACUGAUCUGUUUGUUGGAAAUAAACCAGGCUGAAGUGAUGCUGGAUAUCAAGUUGCAAUAGUACUGAGUGAAGUGGUGUUGAGUUCAUGUUAACUCCUGCUGGAUUUAAACGAUUAAAAGAAUAUUGUGUUUUGA